Molecule: messenger RNA, 624 nt
Organism: Tachyglossus aculeatus (Australian echidna)
Lineage: Eukaryota; Metazoa; Chordata; Mammalia; Monotremata; Tachyglossidae
Product: NANOG neighbor homeobox-like
Exons: 6
Coding region: 1-624 (207 amino acids)
Source: RefSeq, a predicted model, not a curated record
AUGUCGACUCGAAAGCGGGCCCUGGCCCGGAAUCGCCUGGAAUUCGGCCCCGAACUUAGGGACGUUAUCGAUCAGGCGCCCUUCUGCCUUCCGGAACUGCGAAUGGCACCCCCAGAUCAGGCACGUGGGUCCGGACCUUCCUCUGGGCUCAUCGGCAUUGCUAGGAACAACGACGGAGGUGAUGGAAUGGAAGAAACAGAGGCGGAAGAAAAGGAAAGGAACGCAGCCAAGAGGAAGAGGGACAAGGUGGUGGUCAACAAAACCCCCCGGAAUCGUCCUGUGAGCAAAUCCAUUAUGGAAGCCUUGUGGACGACAUUUAAAAUGAAGCAUCAGGUCAGGACCGCUGAAGCAGUAAGACUGGCCGGAGAUUUGGCGAUCUCCUUUCCAGGGGUUACAGCCUGGUUCCAGAGCACCAGAAGGAAACAUCAGGAAAUGGCUAAGGUCCAGAAGAAGGCGACAAAGUCUGCGCAGGAUGAAGUCUUCCACAGCCCACUGCACGUGCUCCCCUUAAAACGGAUUGGGAAGGGCAAUUCCUUCUACGUCUCCAGCUCCGCGCCCCAACACAAGCCCAGAGGGAUUCAGAAAUCCCACCACCUCCGGUUCUUGAAAACACAGUACCAUUGA